AUGACUUUUACUUUACGACGUGAAGAUCAUCUACCAAUGAAGGAGGACACUAACAUUGGAAACAACCAAAUCCACAAUUAUAAUUUAUCGCCGUUAUCCUCUGGGAUUUCAUUGGAAAAGGGCAAAACAUUCCAUGAACAGCACAUUACAGAAACAUGGAACAAUGAAACACAUUUGGAAAAAACAAUUCAUUCGAAUAAUAAUUACAGUAAACAACGGAAUUGUCGAUGUACUUAUAAAUGUGUAUUCUGGUAUGUAUUUGGAACUCUUAUUCUGGUGUUACUCAGUGCCACGAUUAUUAUUCCCUUAUUCAUGGUUCCUUCAAAAACUACAACAACGACUGGACAAACAACAACACUACCAUCAUACGUUUGGAAUGCAACAGGUAUAACUGUAAUUGCCGUAGCAGCCAGCAGUCCAAAUGCUCUAGUAGUAGAUUCAUCUAAUGUAAUCUACGUCGCUGAAGGGCUCAAGAAUCGGGUUCGAAAAUAUGAUAUUGGAUCGUCGAGCAGCAAUAUAACAGUUGCUGGCCAGGAAAAUGGAGUGUCCGGGUCAAAUUCCAGUUUUCUGAAUGGUCCUGCUGACCUGGCUGUAGAUUCAAGCAACAAUGUCUACGUAUUAGAUCAAUUGAAUGAUCGAGUUCAACUUUGGACAAGUGGAGCCUCAAGUGGAAUAACAGUUGCUGGAUUUGGUGGCCAUGGUAGUAAUAGCAGUCAAUUUGAAUAUCCAUAUUUCAUGACACGUGAUUCGAAUACAGGCACCCUUUACAUAUCGGACACCAAUAAUUGGCGAAUUAUGCAAUAUGCAUCGGGUGCAUCGACUGGUACCUUGGUUGCUGGUGGUAAUGGAUUAGGUACAUCCACAAAUCAAUUGGCUACUCCAACUGGCAUUUAUUUUGAUUCGUCAUCUAGUAGUUUUGUGAUUGCGAACUAUCUGGGCCACAAUAUUGUUCGUUGGGUAUUAGGGGCUAGUAAUUGGACACUUAUAACUGGUAGUACGAUUGGAAUUUCUGGCAAUUCAUCGACAAUGCUAUACAAGCCUAUGGGUUUGACGGUUGAUUAUAUAGGCAAUAUCUAUGUAGCUGAUACAUUUAAUCAUCGUAUUCAACUGUUUCUGGCAGGCCAAUCAAAUGGUACUACAAUCGCUGGUAUUACUGGUGUCUGUGGUACUGAUGCAGAUAAAUUGUGCUUACCUCGAGCAGUUGCUCUUGAUUCACAGCUCAAUAUCUAUGUAGCAGACACAGGAAAUAACCGAAUCCAAAAGUUUUCCCUCAAUUAA
This is a messenger RNA of Rotaria socialis, 1278 nucleotides long. NCBI's taxonomy places the organism in Eukaryota, Metazoa, Rotifera, Eurotatoria, Philodinida, Philodinidae. The record is from the annotation of a GenBank genome assembly.